Mauremys mutica (yellowpond turtle) is the source of this 4584-nucleotide messenger RNA. It is a transcript of the gene SLC2A12, whose product is annotated as solute carrier family 2 member 12. The record is from RefSeq and is a predicted model, not a curated record. Gene Ontology annotation, biological process: transmembrane transport. Bases 281 to 2101 code for a protein of 606 amino acids. The transcript is spliced from 6 exons. Gene Ontology annotation, molecular function: transmembrane transporter activity. Gene Ontology annotation, cellular component: membrane. Lineage: Eukaryota; Metazoa; Chordata; Testudines; Geoemydidae.
CAGUCUCAGCCAGUUGCUGGGGAACAGGACAGUGUGGGGGGCUUGGCUGGGCCCCUCCAGGCAAGUGGGUUCUGAGGGAGCCUGGCCGGGGCAGGCCCUGGCCUGGAUAAUCGCAGCACUCCCAAGGGGCCAGAGCGAUUCCCCGCCCCAGGACCAGCCCUGGCUGCACUGGUGGCUCAGCCUGGCACACACAGUCACUUCCCAGAGGGCCGCACGGGACGGACAAUUGGCCUGUGAAGUGUUUCUACCCUGAAGUGUAGAAUAGAGCUGUUAAACGGCAAUGGUACCUGUGCAGAAUGUGGAGGACCUCAACCAACAGUGCAGGAAAAUGAGAACAGGGGAGAGUGAUGAUAACAGAGGCGACAGCAGCAGCAACGCCAACCUACACAAGCUUCCCUCUCAGACAGGAUGCGGAACGUUUACUUUUCUGUCAUCUGCCAUUGCUGCCAUCAGUGGAUUCCUAAUGGGUUAUGAACUGGGACUCAUCUCUGGGGCUCUUCUUCAGCUAAGCAGUAUACUAGCACUUUCUUGCAAACAACAGGAAAUAGUAGUAAGCUCCCUCCUCAUUGGGGCCUUACUAGCUUCACUUACUGGUGGAUUCCUAAUAGACCGAUUUGGAAGGAGAAUUGCGAUUAUUAUAGCAUCUUGUUUACUUGUACUGGGAAGCCUGAUCUUGAUACUCAGUACAUCAUAUGGCAUACUUAUUGUAGGACGGAUUGCUAUUGGUAUUUCAAUAUCAUUAUCCUCAAUUGCAACAUGCGUAUAUAUCGCUGAGAUAGCCCCACAGCAUAGAAGAGGUCUGCUUGUAUCAUUAAAUGAACUUAUGAUUGUGAUUGGCAUUCUUUUUGCCUACAUUGCAAAUUAUGUAUUCGCCAGAGUUUCCCAUGGCUGGAAGUAUAUGUUUGGCCUUGUGAUACCAAUAGGUGCCUUGCAAGCUAUUGCUAUGUAUUUCCUUCCACCAAGUCCUCGGUUUCUUGUUAUGAAAGGUAGUGAUGAAGCUGCUAGCAAGGUACUCGGAAGGCUAAGGGCAACUUCAAAUAUUGCUGAAGAACUCACUGUGAUCAAGUCUUCUUUGAAAGAUGAACAUCAGUACAGUUUCUUGGACCUGUUUCGUUCAAAAGACAACAUGAGAGCCCGAAUGCUAAUAGGCCUCACACUAGUGUUUUUUGUGCAAACAACAGGGCAGCCUAACAUUUUAUUUUAUGCAUCCACUGUUUUGAAGUCAGUUGGGUUCCAGAGCAAUGAAGCAGCUAGCUUGGCCUCGACAGGAGUUGGAGUGGUUAAAGUGGUUAGUACAAUCCCAGCCACUGUUUUUGUGGAUCAAGUUGGAAGCAAAACCUUUCUAUGUAUUGGUUCUUCUAUUAUGGCAGUGUCACUGGUCACCAUGGGAUUGGUGAAUCUUAAUAUACACAUGAAUUUCACUAAUAUCUGUAGAAACCAGUACCUGGAAGAUUCCAUUUUUCGUGAACCAGGAAACGUGAGUGCCAGCAAUGAGAGUCUCAAGGAGCAGUUUGCUGGUAUGCCUUCCCAGGGCAGAACAUCAGUAACCACAGUGAGAAAAUCUGAAAUUGCUAAGGCAGAGGAGCAAAACAGCACAGCCUUGGCAGGAGGAAGGACCUCUGCAGCAAGCCAAACAGCAUCCCACAUAGUAAUAGACACUGUGGAAGUUCCAGCUGCUCUGAAAUGGCUGUCUUUGGCCAGCUUGCUUGUUUAUGUUGCUGCUUUUUCCAUAGGUCUUGGACCAAUGACCUGGCUAGUGCUGAGUGAAAUUUUCCCUGGUGGGAUCAGAGGACGGGCCAUGGCUUUAACCUCUAGCAUGAACUGGGGUAUAAAUCUCCUCAUCUCCUUGACAUUUUUGACUGUAACUGACCUAAUUGGUCUGCCAUGGGUGUGUUUCAUUUACUCAAUAAUGAGUCUAGCAUCACUGGCUUUCAUCAUUGUGUUCAUACCAGAGACAAAAGGAUGCUCUUUAGAGCAAAUAUCCAUGGAACUAGCUAAACAGAAGUAUACAAAGAGCUCCAUUUGUUGGAUGGGCCAACGCAGAGAGAAACUAGUGCCAACAGAACUUCCCAAGAGAGAUCCUCAUGAGCCGUUCUACUAGACUGGAGAAGGAUAUUUGUCCAAGGGCUACCAAGACAGUUUCUCUAGAGAACUAAUGCUCAAAACCAUUCUGCAGUACUGACACUACUACACAACACUUAGUCUGUACUCCAUUCUUUAGUAGCUUUAUAUUGUCACUGAAAGAAAAACAUUUAAGAUUUUUGUAGUUUAAAGUUUAUUAGAAUGGCUUAAAGUAAGUAAAGCCAACAUUCCUCACCUCCUCCAAAUUAACCCACCUCUGAAGUAUGGGAGGUGAAUGGGUAUUGAAAUAAAACAAUUAUUAUAUGUAACAUAGGGAUAAUCGCACUCCUAACUUCUUCAACUUUUGGGGACCCUCAGGAAGAUGGAAGGGAUUGAGAUCUCUUCUAUCCUAGCAACUGGAGACAGGAACAAUCAGAGAUGACUUCAAGAUCACUUUGUGUUGCAGCACAGGUCACAUUAGACUGGAAGCCUUGAAUAUAUAAAAGGAAGAAUCUGUGCAGUGCAGUUUGCAGUUAGCAGCUUUAUUAUUCACAUCUGGCCAUGCUGGAGGUCUCCAUGACUCUCUCAGCACCCUUGGCCCAGCGUGCACAAGGUCUUGUGUGAAACUUGGAUUGGAUUUCACUGUCUACUUUAGUUAUUCCAGAGUCAGGAACAUGAAAAUGAUCUUCUGCGAACAAUCACCACUCCCCCUGCGUUAGGCACUAGCUAGCUCAUGGUCAGUUGCUUUGCUGAGCAAUAAGCUUGAUUAACUUUUAAAACAGCAGCAGUAGCAAUUAAAGCUACGUUGCUGAACUUCUAGACUUGGGAUGCUUGCUUGACUGGUACCUGCUAACGGAGUAAAAGCAAAUCAGCAGGACACAAAUGGCCAUUUUCCAGUGCCCUCUUACAUGCUGAGACACAUAGGACUUCAAUCUGUAUUCAGUGAUGACCAUAAUUAACUGGUUGUACUGCUUAGAAAUGUCAAGCUGUAGCUUUCACCAAAUGCAGCCUCCAGCACUCAACAAAAGUAUAUGGAGUGGCCAUGGUGGUUACCCUGGACAGCUCGAGUGGAGAAACGCCUACUCUCUUUGCUAGAAGGUCAUUAAUGUUCUGGUAGAGUGAGCUCUUAGACAACAAAUAAAUGACCCAAACAGAUGGGUAUCAAGUCUUUUUUUAAGGGAAAUCCUGAUGGCUCACCACAAUCAUACAGUGGAGUCUCUUCGCCUCAUGACCAGGAUUUAGUCAAGGAAUCAGAAAUGAUACCUUCAGUUGAUAUUUGAAUGCAACUUUGGGCAAGAAAUGUGGCACUGCUAUAACUACUCUCAUCUCAUUGAAAAAACAGAUUUUUUUGCACAAGAGGAACCGUAAUUUUCCGACCUAUCUGGCCAAAGCUAUAGGCCUACUCAGGAUACAGGUUGUAAAGAAAUUAAGCUUGCCAUUAAGGAUUCAAGAAGUGCAUAUAUUAAAGCAUUGAAUACUAAGUUCAAAUCCCACAGAAAAGCUAGAGAAGAGUCAAAGAUACAAUUUACUAGCAGCUAUUAGGAAUUUAGCUACCUUGGGCUGUGAGCCUACUGAUCACAGCUUCACCUUAUCCUUUAUGCUAUGGAGCCUGAUCUCUCAGAGAAUUGACAUCAAAAUCCUACCCAACCUUUUUAUACAGGAAGUAUCAGUUGUAAUCCAUCGUCCUGCCAACGCAGGAGUUUUAAUACCAUGAUAUUUUCCAGAGCUUUCUUUGUUUUAAAGGCCACAGGCCCUGGAGCUUCCACCAAAUCCCUUAGAUCAUUGCUCCAGAGACUGGUAAAAUCUCAUGGUUGGCCAUUUUUUCCUGACCCUGGUGGUGUGAAUACUCACAUUACCAUGAGUGUCAAUUUUGGGCUGAAUUCUGAUCAAUCAGACAGAUCAAGAAUUUUGCCUGAGUCAUCUGCAGUUUCCCUUUUUGAGCAGAGCUAUAGUCACUGCUUGCGAUACAGAGGUAUUGCUAUGCGCUCUGAGUGGGGCAGAGCCCCAGAGCAGGCACAGCACAACAGCAGCUUCCUCAAACUCCCCCUUUUCCUCCAAAAGCACUACCCUGCAGGAAGGAGGAGUUAAUAGAGAUCGGAACCUUACCUGCAGCCAGGAGGCAAGUGUUGGAAUUGUGGGGGCAGCUGGAGUUGUGCAGUGAGAAGCUAAGGAGUGGGGAGGACCAGAGACAAGUGGAAUCCAGGAGAGCAGGAUGUGUGUGCACACAUACAUUUUGUAGGCAUUCAGGUUUGAAUUUUCAACCUGCCUUUGUUAUAUGCACUUUGAAGAUGGCAAGGGGGUGUGCAGAAGCCAGACCAAAACCUACAAUUUAUUCACCUUUUGAAAGUCUCAGGAAAUUUUGGGUUCAGACUCAUGAUUUUCAAACUCUUCGGGUUGGCCAUACUGUAACUCAGCCUGAAUUUUUCCUUCCCUUAAGGCAUUAUAGGCUGAUUAAUAAUUUAAAAAUACUAGUGUCCUUCCCUAUAUUAAAGCUCCACUUUGGACUAUUGAAACUGAAGAAUA